Dujonia railenensis is the source of this 249-nucleotide messenger RNA. Lineage: Eukaryota; Fungi; Ascomycota; Pichiomycetes; Serinales; Debaryomycetaceae. The record is from the annotation of a GenBank genome assembly.
AUGUCUACUGAACAAAAAAUCGUAUCACCAUCUCAAAACUUAUUGAAUGAUAAAUGGGACGUUGUCUUAUCAAACACUUUAAUCAAGACCGGCUUAGGUUUUGGUGGUGGUGUAUUGGCAUCAAUUUUGUUCUUCAAGAGAAGACAAUUUCCUGUUUGGAUUGGUGUUGGCUUCGGUUUAGGUAGAGGUUACGCCGAAGGUGAUGCUAUCUUCAGAUCUAACCACGGUUUAAGAACAGUUAAGGCCUAG